Molecule: messenger RNA, 1926 nt
Organism: Osmerus eperlanus (European smelt)
Lineage: Eukaryota; Metazoa; Chordata; Actinopteri; Osmeriformes; Osmeridae
Gene: nudcd2
Product: NudC domain containing 2
Exons: 4
Coding region: 169-642 (157 amino acids)
Biological process (GO): protein folding
Cellular component (GO): cytoplasm
Source: RefSeq, a predicted model, not a curated record
AUGCGCAGUUGUAAUUUAACCCCAUUGUAACGAAGUGAAAAACUAGCUAGUAUCUAGAGCUAAUUGUGGUUAGGUGUUUACCAAACAUUAAUGGGACUACUACGCUAAUUUUAGCCAACUUUAUGAAUAUUUUGAACUUAUUAUUUCAAGUUGUUCUAAGCAAGCAGCAUGUCAACUCACUUCGAGGAGAGGAGCGGAGUCAUCCUGUGUAGAACAUCGUGGGGGUCUUGGUAUCAAACCAUGGAGGAGGUGUUUAUCGAAGUAAACGUUCCUCACGGCACGUCUGGUAAAGAAGUGAGAUGCAAUCUGGGAUCAAAACACAUUGAACUGCACGUGAAAGGACAAGAGAUAUUCAAGGGUAAGCUAUUUGGAACCACAGUUUCUGAUGAAGGAACAUGGACAUUAGAGGACAAGUGUCUGAUCCGCAUCGUAUUGAUGAAGACAAACCGGGAGGCAGGAAACUGUUGGGCGUCUCUGCUGGAGGGGCAGUACUGUGCGGACGCCUGGGUUCAGGACCAGAUGCAGCGCAAACUCACCUUGGAGCGCUUCCAUAGAGAGAAUCCAGGGUUUGACUUCAGUGGGGCAGAGAUCUCUGGGAACUUUGCAGGUGGAGGGCCAGACUUUUCCAACCUGCAGAAGUGACGUGAUGAUCCACAGUGCUGUCCUGAACCACCAUGCUGGAGGUCUUGACCCCACCCCUGAACCUUCUCCUGUCCGGGCUGAGACCCCAGCAGCUGGCCAGGUGGAUGGCAGAGACUUAACUCGGUAUUGAAGGGGAAGUAAAAACCAUUGUCACAUGCUAACACAUGUCCCCUCAGGGGGCCGGGGAUUAACGGCAUGGGAUCUGGGUCAUCCCAGUGCUACACGCCAACAGUGGAUAUGUACAAAGUGGGAAGGGUUUAUACAUGGGGAUGCAAGUGCACAGUGAAAGCCAUAAUUUAAUAGCCAACCACCUGCCUUUUAAGUUUGUGUAUUCUUCCAAGCUGUUCUCAUUGCACAUGAGAACAUGAGUGUUUUGAACAUGUCGGCUAGGGUGGGGUUCAGAAACUGAAUCUAAGAAUAUGUGAACCGGGUUGCUUUGAGCAAAGUAUAUUGCAUAUAUUUUAAGUGGAAUAAAAUGGUUUUUCCUUAUGAAACACAUUGUUGCAUGGUUGGUCCAAAGACAAGGUAAAGCACAAAUUGCUUUUCAAUAAAGUUUUAUUGAAAGGUUGUACAUGGGGCACACAGAUGUGUAGUAAGCCAAUUGGUCAAAAAUUUGUUAUACUUAAAAAAGGGACUUAAUUUGUAAAGAAAAAAGUUAACUUCCUAUAUAGAUCAACUCAGGGGCCCUUUGCCUUGGCACAAUAUACUAAAAUGGUAACAAUUGUCUACAUCUAAAUUUUAUUUUGUGCAACUUGUGAAUACUACCACAAUACACAUCUUGUCAGUUGUUGGGAGGGGGGCUGCAAAGUAACUAUGAGUAGUUGAGCUAAAACAGCAUCGCUAUAUCAGGCAAGCUUCAACCAUGUUUCAGAUCAACACUAGCUCCUCCAUCACUGAGGAAACCACAACACCCUCACAGUAUCAAAAAGAAAAAUAAAGUUUGUUUUCAUCACCUUGGGUAGGAGUGUGCAUUUAGGACAAGUCGACCUAGGGUGGGAGUGAAGGGUUUUGGGCCCGAUUUCUUGGUUCCAUUAUUAGUGCACUUCACAAAACCCUUCUCCCUCCUCUUCCACAUGGUGGCUUGAGGACCUAGGUGGUUCUACAUACUUCUUCGCUUAAAACUGAAACCGGUGCUACAGAACGUCUCAGAAAACAUCCUCACACUGAUUAACAUCAGAGCAUAACUGUACACUUGUGCAAGCAAUUCAACUUGGAAGGAAAUCCUUCACUAGGGGGCAGCAAGACAUGCCCACUGUUGACCAGACAGAUGUGAUGUCAUGGUGA